AUGGAAUCUGUGAACAAAGUCACCGGCGGAGGAAGGCGAUCUCGAUCACCAGCGAUGGAGGAUCAGAAGAUAACGGAUGAAGUUCAUAGCAGCUUGAGCUUACCUGUGGAGAAGGUUACAACCGAAACUGAGGCGCCUUCAAAGACGGUUGGAGUGACGCUUGAAGAUCCCAUGAUUUUGCUCAAUAAAUCAAUUGGGUCAAUUGUGUCCAAGAAGCAUGAACACAAGGACAGUGAACAAGGAGAGUGGAUAGCUGAGUAUGCUAACUGGUUUGCUCCAGGAAGUAGAGUCAUUCUAAUUACUCAGGACAAGAGUGUUCUUGAGGAGUCAGGAGUGAAUCAUGUGUAUGUGUACGAAGUUGGGUCUUUAAGAUAUGAUGAAGCUCUUCAACUCUUCUCACGCUUUGCUUUUAAGCAGCCAUAUCCACCUCCGGAGUUCGAGCGACUCUCAGUUCGUGCUGUCCAGCUUGCAGGUUUUCUUCCAAUGGCCAUUAGACUGUUUGGCUCGUUUUUAACUGGACAAAGUAAAGAGGAGUGGGGAGCUACACUGCUUAAACUCAAUGCAAAGCAAAGUAAGGAAGCAGUGGAAGUGUGGAAGUGUGGAAGAUUAUGGAAGCAUCAGAAGAUGAACAUAUUGUGGAAUCAUCAUCACAAAGAUAAACCACAAUAG
This is a messenger RNA of Brassica napus (rape), 669 nucleotides long. Its product is annotated as disease resistance protein CHS1-like. NCBI's taxonomy places the organism in Eukaryota, Viridiplantae, Streptophyta, Magnoliopsida, Brassicales, Brassicaceae. The transcript has 2 exons. The record is from RefSeq and is a predicted model, not a curated record. The coding region runs from base 1 to 669 and encodes 222 amino acids. Gene Ontology annotation, biological process: defense response. Gene Ontology annotation, molecular function: ADP binding.